Molecule: messenger RNA, 2126 nt
Organism: Aedes aegypti (yellow fever mosquito)
Lineage: Eukaryota; Metazoa; Arthropoda; Insecta; Diptera; Culicidae
Gene: NOX4-art
Product: NADPH oxidase 4
Exons: 13
Coding region: 120-1928 (602 amino acids)
Biological process (GO): defense response; superoxide anion generation
Cellular component (GO): NADPH oxidase complex; plasma membrane
Molecular function (GO): superoxide-generating NAD(P)H oxidase activity
Source: RefSeq, a predicted model, not a curated record
GUGGCGAAAUGGAUCCGCGAUCAGUUGGUUAGGGUUUUUGCCGGAGGUGAAAGGUUGUAAACACGACAAUGAUCAUAGUUAGUGAUUAGUGAAUUUUGACCCGCUUAGCCUCGAUUUGGAUGUUAUAUCAUUGUCUAGUGAAAUGCAAAUUAUUGAUACCGGACUUUAAAAUGGAACGAACCAGUAAAGUGUAUCAUGCAACGAGAAAUUUCAUGUUCAAGUAUUUCCUGGCGUUCACAUGGAUCGGAUUCAAUUUUGUGGUGUUUUGCAAAGCUUUUUCCCAUUACCACCAUGACCCGGAGUACUACUAUCUCAGUAAGAUUCUAGGUAAUGGCCUCUGCAUAUCCCGCGGUACGGCGCCGAUACUCAAUUUGACCAUGGCCAUAAUAACACUGCCUGUCUCACGCUCCUUUAAUGUUCUCCUGAAUGCUCUGUUCGGUCGAUGGUCUAUCCGAGCGCUCGUGUUCUACUUGGAGAAAAUUAAAGUAUUGCACCUUUUCCUCGGUACUGGGCUGAUAAUUGUGGGUGUUAUUCAUAGCAUAGCACAUUUCAUCAAUAUCGUCAACUUCGUGGAUAAUUACGAUGCACAGUUUGACGCCAUCAAUUGGGCCACUGGUAUGGAUGACAGUAAGUUGCGCCUCCUGGUGGCAACACCCACGGGAUUUUCCGGCUGCGUGAUGCUGGUGACGCUGUUCGCAAUAGCCUAUUUCUCGAGUCGACAGAUGCGCGAUCGGUUCUACAACAGCUUCCUGGCAUCGCAUCAUCUUUUCCUGGUGUUCUACGGAAUGAUGUUCUACCAUCCGCUCAGCAACAUCAUCAAACAUCAAACAAAUCUGAAGGCGCACCCGAAUGGUUGCGAUAUUAUCGAUGACCAUGUGUUCAGGAAUGAUUCAGUUCUGCAAGCCAUUUGCAGCGAGGAACCAAAGUUCAGUGCCGGAGACAAAUCGCUCGCUUCAUCUGCCUCCCAGCACCCAGAAAGCAGCCCCUUCAGCGUGAUGAAAAUAGAAUGUAAAACCCAGGCGUGGAUUUGGCCACUAACGGGACUAUCGAUCUACAUUCUCGACAUAAUCAUCCGAUACCUCACCGCACACUCGGACAGGCGAAAAGUAUCCACUUUGCAGUCGUACGUCCUACCAGCUAACGGAGUAUAUCUACGCCUGCGAUUCACCAGUAGUAAGCGCAUUGUGAUAUCCGCAGGCCAGUACGUCCUCUUACAGUGUCCAGCCAUUUCGACCCUUGAGUGGCACCCGUUUACAGUCGUUGACUUCCCAACAGCAAUCCACAAUACGGUUUCGCUAACCGUUGCAGUUAGGGGCGACUGGACUCAACGAUUGUAUGACCUUGUUUCGGAAAAGGAACGUCUGAAACAGAGCGGAGCCGGACAUAACGCUCUUGGGAGACUACAAUUUCUGUUGGACGGCCCUUACCCAUCGGCGAUGACCGGUAUGCUGAAGUGCAAGCGAAUAGUCUACAUAGGAGCAGGCGUCGGUAUUACACCGUUUGCGGGCUUUGUCCGCCAUCUGUUAAACUUUAACACUGAUCGACCUUCUAGAAUCCACCUCAUCUGGAUUGUGAGAAAAGCUGAAAUGUUCACCUGGUUUGCAGACGAGUUGAAAAGGCUUCAAGAAAGGUUUUGGAAGCAGAACAAACCAGAUAGAUUUACGUUGAAGCUGUUUCUAACUCGAAACUACAAUGUCAAUGUUAUAGAUGAGUAUUUUGGAGAUUACCCCACGCUCAAGGCACGCAUCAACAAAGGCCGUCCAAAUUGGGAUGAAGUUUUUCUGGAUUUAGCAGCUUUAUACGCUGGGAAAUCUGUGACCGUGUUCAGUUGUGGUCCCAAAGGUAUGACCAAGGAGCUUAAAGGCAUGUGCAGAGAAUACCGGAAGCAUGCGUGCAAGUUUACGUACUUACAUGAAGGUUUUGGAUAACAAUAUUAAGUGACCCACCUUGGUUGACAACAUUUGAAGGAACUCAGGAUAUAUGAAAGUAUUCUUCUUACUAUUCCUUGCUGGACUAUUUAAUAAACCACUCAACAGAAACUGUAUCUUAUUAUUAUUUAUUCUUUCUUUUCUUAGGCUCGAGUGCCGUCAGAUAUAAUGGAAUAAAUGUAAUUUGAUUUUGUUUCA